ACGAAAUCAGGAAGUCCCUUUUUAGAAACUUAAAACCAAAAUACAUUUUACGGUAACGACAUAUGUUUAAACCAAUAUAACAGUCGACAGUCGAGUUUUCUGAGAUGUGGCCAAUGAGUUGAGAAUUUUUCUCAUUUCUUUAUGUAUACCUUGAAAGUUUAAUGAAAAUCACCAGAGCGUUUUUUUAAAUAAAAUUUACAUAUACGAACAUUCAAGCAUUGCUCUGUUAAUAUUAUAUGACCUUAUCGUGAAUUUUCUCAAGCAUAAGUUUUUAAUGUCCUAUUACGUGGAUGGGAGUGUCUCUCCAUAAUAGCGCUCCACAGUCACAUGACAAAGUUUUCUACGAGAUUAACCAAAGUCGUUACGUCUGAAGGAAGUCAAUAACAUGUAAGUGUAUGUUCCAAUAGUUUAGGAAAUUGUUGAGACUGUUGGUAUACAAAUUGGAUCCACAUAACAACUCGUCAAAGAUGUCCUGCAAGAGAAAAAUUCAAACCGAUAGAAAAGUAUCGAAAAGACUCACUACAGAAAAAAAAAGUACAGACCUUUGUUUUCCUCAAGACACCUAUGGACUUAAUGUUUGUCUAAAGGAUCAGACUGACCUAGCAGACUUCUCCAGUCUUGGAGAUAAGAAUCAAGAUACAUAUUCUCAUCAUUUCAUCAGUGACCAGUUCAAAGUCCAGUUAGAUGAUGUUGAAGGUCCACUAAUUGGUGAUCAUGAAACUCAGGAGUCAGAAGGUGGAGAAGCUGAUCUACACAAAUAUCUUGUGGACUGUAAGAAGAAUCCAGGGCAUAGACAAUUUUUAGAUGUUGAGACAUUCACCUUGAAACAUUUACCUGAAGGUUUUCAAGACAAUGAUUUGUAUGAAUACAUCAAAGUUACAGCUGACCUUACAGUUAGAGUUGAUGUUAGAAAGAUCAGUCCAAACAGACCAAAGUUUUGGCCAAAGACAACUCGACCAUAUCCAUUUUCUAACAUGAGAGAGAGAAGUAACUUGAGGACAGGAAGUGGAAGAGUGUGGAAUGUAAACAAGUUUCAAGAUGGAGUCACACAAGAUGGAGGUUAUGGAGGUACUGCCUACACAAAGUGUUGGUGUAGAAAAUGUAAAGGUUCAAACUCACCCAGCAAUGUGUGGUGGGAGUUUGAAGUGACCACAGCCACACAUGUGGUGUUUGAUGACAUUGAGGUCAACCACACAACCCUGAGAUUGUUUUAUGAUAGAGAUGACAGUCCAGUGGUCAGUGUUGAUAAGGUCAGUGUUGAUUAUGUAAACAUUGAGUAUGACAUGUGUUGGUUGAAAUGUGUGACAUGUGAUACAACUUUAGGAAAUAAACUGAUGGAAAUGUUCAAACAUUUUGUAAAAGUCUGGAGGAAAGUCUGGAACAAAUACAUUGACGCUAGAUCUCCACAAAAGUUGACCUUUAUAGUGUCACAUCCUCAUGGCUGUUCUAAACAGGUCAGUGUAGGUCAAUGGAAGGACAGACUAAAGGUGGGUCUUAGAUCUAAGUUUACUUAUACAACUUGUACAUGUCCAGGAAGUAGUGGAGCACAUGUCCACUGUCUGGGGUAUAGUGACUGGACUUGGUCUGAUCUUGUCCACAGUGGAAGUUUCAAGUCUGGAUUAAAUUACAGUGGAGCUGGUCGUGUUUAGUGAGUUGUUUCCCUUGUGAGUUGUCCAGCUCCACCAUAAAGAUGUCUUUGAGAACCCUUGACAUUCUGAACAUCAAACUCAAAUGAAUCUUUAGUCUUGAGUUAUGUAAAUAAAAUGUGUAUGUUAUCUUUAAA
Biomphalaria glabrata is the source of this 1783-nucleotide messenger RNA. RefSeq lists its product as uncharacterized. The record is from RefSeq and is a predicted model, not a curated record. The transcript has 6 exons. Lineage: Eukaryota; Metazoa; Mollusca; Gastropoda; Planorbidae. The coding region runs from base 468 to 1649 and encodes 393 amino acids.